UUUUUUUUCGCUUUGGAAUUUCACUCUUGUUUUUUUUGGUUCGCUCUCUUGUCAUCAUUAUUUAUUAUUGUGCGUUGAAUUUUCCGAAUUAAGUGAGAGAGAAAAAAAAUCCUUUCCACUUUUCACAUUUUCAUUGAUUGACCAUCAAAUUGGACAAACAAAAACAACCAAAAAUACCGCCUUUACCGCCACCUCAACCAUUUCUUCCUCCUCUUCCUCCUUCUCCUUUUCCUCAUCCUUCAACGAAUAAUAAUUCUUUUUCAUCAUUGUUAAAUCGACCACCACCACCAUCACCACAAUCUUUGCCAAUAACGAAUAAUAAUAAUCAUCAUUCAACAAAAAUGUAUCCCGCCAGGCAUCCGGGACCACCACCACAACCUGGUCAACAAUUUAAAUUUACCAUUUCUGAAUCAUGCGAACGUAUAAAAGAGGAAUUUAAUUUUCUACAAACACAAUAUCAUGGCCUCAAAUUGGAAUUGGAAAAAUUGGCCAAUGAAAAAACUGAAAUGCAAAGGCAUUAUGUUAUGUACUAUGAAAUGUCAUAUGGGCUUAAUGUUGAAAUGCACAAACAAACCGAGAUUGCCAAACGGCUAAAUGCAAUCAUCGCUCAAAUAUUGCCCUACCUACAACAAGAUCAUCAGCAACAAGUUGCUACAGCCGUUGAAAGAGCCAAACAAUUAUCAAUGACAGAAUUAAAUACCAUCAUUUCGCAACAGAUGCAUGCUCAGCAAUUACCUCCACAUGCUGCUGCAGCUGCGGCUGCACAUGGGCCAAUUCCUUUAAUGCCACAUGCAUUAGCCGGUAAUUUACCACCAAUUCCACCGGGUGCAGCCGGUGCUGCCGGUUUAUUAGCAUUAGGUGGACCACCGGGACAUCAUAUGCCAUCAUCAGUUGCUGCAGCAAUGGCUGCUGCUAAUUCAUCGGCAGCCGCUGCUGCUGCUGCAUCAGCAAUGAAAGAAUCAAGAUCUGGACAGGAUAACGAUACAAUUUCAUCGAAACGAUCCAAUAGUGUGCUCAGUUCCGAGGAUCGACAGCGUAAUUCAAUAUCACCAAAUGAACGGGAAAAAUUUCGUCCAUCACCAUCGGAAAUGAAUGAUCAUGAUUCAAUAAAAAAACGUAAAUGUAAAGAGGAAAAAGAUAGUGAUGGAGAAAAAAGUGAUCAAGAAUUAGUUGUCGAUGUGGCUAAUGAAGAUGGUGUUGGCCCAAAUAAUUCAACAUCAAAUGGUACAUCAUCACCACGUGAAAAUGGUAAUUCAAUGGAAAAGAUCUCGAAAAAAGAAUUUCCAUCACAUAGUCCACAUUCGAGCAUAUCAUCCAAUUCAUCAACACCAUCAUCAAAACAUAAAGAUACGGAAAAAUCUACUACACCAGUGCCGAAAGCAACAACACCGAAUGGUAUAUUAGGUAAAUCAUCGAUACCGAAAACACCGUUAGGUCCGCCAUAUCCGUAUCAGAUGCAUCCGGGUGCUCCUCCACCGCAUCCGAUACCGGCCGAUCUCAGCGCUGCAGCUGGACUGUAUUCGCAAUCAUUACAUAAUAAUAUGCCACCGGGAUAUCCGCGAGGAUUGCCAUAUUCUGAUCCUCAUCCUUCAUUACGUUUAACUCCUGGCUUUCCAGCACCGGGUGCUAUUUCGGGUGGUAAACCAGCCUAUUCAUUUCAUGUAAGCGGCGAGGGACAAAUAAAUCCAGUGCCAUUUCCAGCCGACGCAUUAUUGGCACAGGGAAUACCACGACAUGCACGUCAAAUUAGCACAUUGAAUCAUGGUGAAGUGGUGUGUGCUGUGACAAUAUCGAAUCCAACUAAAUAUGUUUACACGGGUGGCAAAGGAUGUGUCAAAGUUUGGGACAUUAGUCAACCAACAGCUAAACAUGUUUCGCAGUUGGACUGUCUCCCUCGUGAUAAUUAUAUCCGAUCAUGUAAACUACUGCCGGAUAAUCGUACUCUGAUUGUUGGCGGUGAAGCUAGUACGAUAACUAUAUGGGAUCUUGGUUUGUCAUCUCCACAUGUCAAAGGAGAACUUAACUCUUCAGCGCCAGCUUGUUAUGCAUUGGCCAUAUCUCCUGAUUCAAAAGUUUGUUUUAGCUGCUGUUCGGAUGGAAAUAUUGCCGUAUGGGAUCUACAUAAUCGAAGUUUAGUACGACAAUUUCAAGGCCACACGGAUGGUGCCUCUUGUAUUGACAUUAGCGUUGAUGGCAACAAAUUAUGGACUGGUGGCCUCGAUAAUACCGUUCGUCAUUGGGAUCUUCGUGAAGGACGACAAUUGCAUCAAUAUGAUUUCAAUUCACAAAUUUUCUCAUUAGGAUUCUGUCCAACUGGUGAAUGGUUAGCUGUCGGAAUGGAAAGCUCUAAUGUUGAAGUAUUGAACGUAAAUAAACCGGAUAAAUAUCAACUACAUUUACAUGAUAGUUGUGUUUUGUCAUUAAAAUUUUCGAGUUGUGGAAAAUGGUUCGUAUCGACUGGAAAGGAUAAUUUGCUCAAUGCAUGGCGUACACCAUAUGGUGCUUCCAUAUUUCAGUCAAAAGAAUCAUCAUCAGUUUUAAGCUGUGACAUUUCAUCGGAUAAUAAAUACAUUGUCACUGGUUCAGGUGAUAAAAAAGCAACAGUCUAUGAAGUCAUCUAUUAAAAUCGCUUUCAACUUUAAAUUGUCUCGCACUAUUCUCAUUAUAUUGCAUUGAAUUGUACAAAACAAAAAAAUUCUUGAAUUCUUUCUCAAUUUGAUUCACACAUAAUUUGUUUGCAUGAAAACGGUGACGAAAUUUCG
Messenger RNA from Dermatophagoides pteronyssinus (European house dust mite), 2762 nucleotides. RefSeq names its product TLE family member transcriptional corepressor groucho (gene gro). Gene Ontology annotation, biological process: regulation of DNA-templated transcription; negative regulation of canonical Wnt signaling pathway. Gene Ontology annotation, molecular function: protein binding; transcription corepressor activity. Gene Ontology annotation, cellular component: nucleus; transcription regulator complex. The record is from RefSeq and is a predicted model, not a curated record. Lineage: Eukaryota; Metazoa; Arthropoda; Arachnida; Sarcoptiformes; Pyroglyphidae.